Messenger RNA from Gastrolobium bilobum, 1017 nucleotides. Its product is annotated as PRA1 family protein D-like. Gene Ontology annotation, cellular component: Golgi apparatus; endoplasmic reticulum. Bases 295 to 939 code for a protein of 214 amino acids. Gene Ontology annotation, biological process: vesicle-mediated transport. The transcript has 2 exons. NCBI's taxonomy places the organism in Eukaryota, Viridiplantae, Streptophyta, Magnoliopsida, Fabales, Fabaceae. The record is from RefSeq and is a predicted model, not a curated record.
CGACACCGAGACUCUUCCUUUCCCUUCAUUUCUUACACAAACCAAUAAACGACAUCGUUGAUCCCACAACACAACACAACACAGACACAUAGACACACCUUUCCCCUUCUCAAUCUCCUUCUUCUUCUUCUUCCUCACGGUCACGCGCAGCAACUGCAACUUCAAAAUAGAGAAUUAGGGUUCGAUUAUUGGAUCUUUGCUGUUAUCAAUUUCGAUCUGUUUCAGCCAAAAGAUUCAAUCUUUAACGCAAACUCCACUCGGGGUUUCAACUUUCAAGUUUCAGUCUCUGAUGUGAUGUCUUCUUCAGCACCCCAUUACAGCUCCCUCCCUUCACCCUCAUCCUCCAACUCCACCGGCAAAUUCUUCGCGUCACGCGCGAAUGCAACCGCCUCGCAAUCCGUGUUCGCCACGCGCCGCCCAUGGGAGGAGGUUUUCGCCCUCUACUCAUUCACGCGACCCUACUCCGUCGGCGAAGCCACCUUGCGCGUGAAGCGCAACCUCAACCACUUCCGCGUCAACUACGCCAUGAUCAUCCUCUUCACCCUCUUCCUCAGCCUCCUAUGGCACCCCAUCUCCAUCAUCGUCUUCUUGGUCGCGCUCGUCGCCUGGUUCUUCCUCUACUUCUUCCGGAACGAACCGGUGGUGCUAUUUAAUCGCGCCGUCGACGACAGGGUGGCGGCGGCGGCGCUUGCGGCGGUGACCGUCGUGGCGUUGGUGCUCACCGGCGUGUGGCUGAACGUGUUGGUUUCGGUGCUCGUUGGGAUUGCGGUUGUUGUGUUGCACGCGACGUUUAGGAGCACUGAAGAUUUGUAUAUGGAUGAACAUGAGGCCUAUGAUGGAGGGUUGCUUUCGGUUGUUGGGGGUACCCCUACAAAGCGAACAGGGAAAAAUGUUCAUGCAUUCUUGACAGGACUAGUUGUGAAACAAAUGCUACUAUAGUGGCUUAUAUACAUACAACUUUUCUUUUCUUUGCAAGGACCGGGUUUUGAUAUGUUAAUUCUUGGAUCAAUUGAAGGG